AUGACGGAUCAAGUCAAAUUACCUUUCACGAGGAUGGAACAGGCAAGGAACCAAUUCGACGUCAAUCAUAAGAUUUUGGAUGGCUCACUAUAUGCCCUGCGCAUAGUCUUCGAUCCCUCGCCGUUUCCGCCAGAGGAGAGGUGGAAUGAUGAAAGUUGCGGACCGCAUGUGAUGCGACUCUGGGCGUGUACAGAAUUCAACGCUAGAAGGUAUCCCGAAGAAAGACUGGGCUUAUGGGGAAGAUUGAUGGCUUGGUGCAACGAUUGGACCAGAGAAGCUUCACUCUCUGGAGCUGCCCCGGUGCAAAUUUUGACUCUCCUUGCUCAACGUCGGGUAACGACGAUUUUGAUGCGCAUGCCGGAUGCAGGCGCCAACGUGGAGAACGAAAGGGGACAUAAUAUAAUGGCCAAGAAUGAGUUAUUGUUUGUGAUAAUUGCCGCGUGCAUUCCACGGUCAAAGCCAGCUAGUUCCAGACAAGAUAUCAACCUACGGGGGUUCAAGAUGCCAAACAAAUGCUCUAAGUAUAUCGCCUAUGAUGGAGAGGAUCCAUUUCCUAUAGUUAUGGUCAUUUGGGGAAGACAAGUCGGGCUGUUGACAGAGGGAUCACUCCGUGAUACUCACUGGGAAGUGCAACCGGCUUUAUCUUUAUCCAAAAGAUUGCCAUCUGUUCCUCGUGAGAGACUAGAUAAAACAGGGCAGUCCCCUGUGUUCUGGACCAAGAACUGA
Messenger RNA from Aspergillus niger, 726 nucleotides. RefSeq lists its product as hypothetical. Lineage: Eukaryota; Fungi; Ascomycota; Eurotiomycetes; Eurotiales; Aspergillaceae. The record is from RefSeq and is a predicted model, not a curated record. Bases 1 to 726 code for a protein of 241 amino acids. The transcript is spliced from 8 exons.